Messenger RNA from Diospyros lotus (date-plum), 1272 nucleotides. Its product is annotated as UPF0481 protein At3g47200-like. NCBI's taxonomy places the organism in Eukaryota, Viridiplantae, Streptophyta, Magnoliopsida, Ericales, Ebenaceae. Bases 1 to 1272 code for a protein of 423 amino acids. The record is from RefSeq and is a predicted model, not a curated record. The transcript is spliced from 2 exons.
AUGGGCGACUGGGUGCUCGACUUUGAAGCUGAACUCAACAACCUCCGCAAUGCUCAGAGCCAAGAAGAGCAGCGCAGGAAGAAACGGUCCAUCCACAGGCUCCCUCCCCUCAUCAUAUCAGACCUCGACAAGAAAGUCUAUGAGCCCGAAAUGGUGUCGUUCGGGCCGUACCAUUACGGGGAGCCUCGCCUGAAGCCCAUGGAGGAUCACAAGCACCGCGCUCUCCUCUAUUUCCUCGAUAGAACGCGGGUGUCUCUGGACACAAUCUUCAACUCCAUGGUCGGAGUGGAGCAAGACCUCAAGGAUUCGUACGACUCGCUCCAGCCUGAGUGGCAAAACGAUACUAAAAAAUUUGUGAAGCUAAUGAUUGUGGAUGGGUGUUUCACACUAGAAAUAUUGCGGGCGAAGACACAAAAGCCUAGACGUGAUUAUUCUGACGACAAUCCCAUAUUCGGCCCUCACGGAGAACUCUAUGCCAUGCCAUUUAUCAAGCGAGAUAUGUUAUUGUUAGAGAAUCAAUUGCCGAUGCUCGUACUAUACAUGCUCAAAAGUUUUGAAGAGAAUAUUGAGGGAAACACGGAAACUUUGAACGAUCUGAUACUCGCAUUCUGUGGCCAAGGCGGUCGUAUCGCAGACAUGGGCAAAUGCCUCCACAUCCUCGACCUCUAUCGCAGGAGCUUGCUCUAUAAGAUUCCCAAAGCCAACAGCAUUCCCCCGGCACAGCACAUGUGGGACACCAUCGCUCGCUCAGCCACAGAGUUGGCUGAAGCCGGCAUCCGCUUUAAGAGGAGUGAAAGCAACAGCCUCUUGGAUAUCACUUUCGAGCACGGCGUCCUGAGUCUCCCCCAAUUGGUUGUCGAUGCCAGCACCGAAUCGAUUUUCCUGAACCUCAUUGCAUUCGAGCGGUGCCACGUUGUAGUCGGCAACUAUCUUUGUUCGUACAUCUGGUUCAUGAGCAAUAUUGUCCAGCAAGAUCCCGACAUCAGCCUGCUAAGGUCCAAAGGGAUCAUCUUCAACUUCGCUGGCAGCGACAAGGCUGUGGACGAUUUGUUCAAUACGGUGUCGAAGGAUUUGAUGAUGGAUCCCUCCAGCGACCUUUACAUGGUCUUUGAGAGCACCGCUUUCUACUGCGCGAAGCGGUGGCAUAAAUUGCGGGCGACAUUGAUUCAUAAUUAUCCAUGGACAGGUGUUUCUAUUGUCGCGGGCGUCAUCCUCUUUGUCCUCACUACAUUGCAGACUGUCUUCACUAUCUUCGAUGUCUUACGUAAAUAA